Aedes aegypti (yellow fever mosquito) is the source of this 3595-nucleotide messenger RNA. RefSeq lists its product as uncharacterized. Bases 654 to 2702 code for a protein of 682 amino acids. Lineage: Eukaryota; Metazoa; Arthropoda; Insecta; Diptera; Culicidae. The transcript is spliced from 11 exons. The record is from RefSeq and is a predicted model, not a curated record.
CCACAAUCGGUGCUGUAUCCUUGCUCCGAAAGCAACUGUGUGACGAGUUAUAUCAUUCCCUUCGUGCGGGCUGGUCAUGUCAAAACAUUGUUCAACUUUUCAUAAAUAUGGCCGUCGGAAUCCGUGUGGCUCCAGAUCCGGUUAGGAAUUUUCACGGAUAAUCAGUGAAGGUGGAAAAUUUGUUAGUUAAUUACUGGUGUAAAUCGUCGUAAAUGAUACGAAGUGUUGGCGGGUUGUAGUGCGAAGUGAUUUACAGGAAUUAGACACUAUCAUUGACUGUGGAAAGAGGGAGGAUAACUCUACGCCCAGUUUUUUAGAACUACGAUUCAUUUCAGGACAGAGGCACAUCGAAAUGCUGGCGCAACAGCUGCCACCAUCUGUGGAACGGUCACGGAAAACCAUUAACAUCGACACUCUUCAACGAUAAGAGGAUCCACGAGGAAAAAAUAUACCCGUUCACACACUCACGUUUCGUAAUAAACCCAACCGAAAAGUUUCCGGAGUAAAACAUCAAGCCCACUUACGCGCACCGAAAAGGGUACUUACCCCAUCCAUUAACAAGUCAAGACCUCGCUCCCCCCCUUGGUGGGGUGGUGUCGUCUUGCGUCAAGUGCGGUACACGUUUUCACACCCCAACCCGGCGGUAUUAGAGUAUGUACGGCGGUGGGAGCCCCCCAUCGAAACUAACGGGGGGCUCCAUGUCAUCUCGCAGCAAACGCGCCAAAAAGACCUCCUGGGGUGCCCGGGAGAGAGCCGGCAUGAGCUUCCUGAUCGUGAUAGCAUUCUUCGCUAUCUUCGGACUGAUUAUCCUUACAGAGGUGCUGAUGAUUGAUGAUCGAGGACGAGGCGGUGGAGUCAUAGUGCGGCAUGGAAGUAGCGGUGGGCGAUUUGGGGAGUCCGUCCCCGAUUAUGACGACGUUAAGGACGAUUAUUUGGACGACACCGGUAUAUUCGUGCGUGAAACAAAGUAUGGCAACACAGCUAUUAAAAAUAUAAUUAAGAAUCAAAAAGACUCAAAACUGUCUAUUGGUAUGACCGUACAAUUAGAUCCAGCAGAACAGCGAAAUCUUCCGGUGAUACCAUGGGGACAGAUGCUCCCAUCUAAAACGGAGCAAAGCCUUCCACAAUACCCGGCCGACAUGCGCCCAACCGAUGGCUCCUGGGAAAUCGUCAACGGGACGCGUUACAAAUUUUUCGUUUUUUCGGCGUAUUACGACCGGAGAGAUGGAAAAUUGGUGCGGAUUAUUGGGGCCACGAAGACGCGUGGGCCGGAAAAGGUGUGGUGCCGGUUUUGGUAUCCAACUGGUUCAAAUACCACCCGAUAUCGAUCCGCUUCCGUGAUGGCAAGAGUGAAGGUCAUACGAGAAAAUUGGAAUCUGAAGUACAGUGCUUGCUUCAUUCUUUGUCCAAUACGAGGUCCUUUUCCAGAAAUACCGUACGCAGUUAGUGUAGUUAGCAAAAUAAAAUCGCCACCUGGAAACGUACUACUGCUAAGAAACAACGAUAACGAUCCCGAUUUUAACAAUCGUACAUUCAGUAAUAUCCCCAAUAGCAUUGGAGUAUGUGUGAAGCCUUUGCAUUUCAACUAUGACCAGGCCCUCUACAUGUUGGAAUUUCUGGAGCUGAACAGUCUACUAGGAGUGACACACUUCACUUUCUAUAAUCACACGAUUGGACCUAAAGCGAGCUGUAUCCUGCAGCACUAUGUAACUGGAAAUCUCCCACCAUUGAUAACCCCAUUUGCCCCAGUCAGGGAUCGAACGAACACCGGUCCAUCCGUUGAGAGCAACAAUGUUCCCCAAGAGGAGAUGGCUCCUACGAAGCUGAGCGACAAUACAUCGUACCAGAAGCCGAAGAUUACUGUAAAUAUUUUGCCGUGGAAUUUGAGAAUGCGAUCCCAGAAGGAGAUUCGCACGGAAGGGUUGUUUGCAUCGUUGAACGAUUGCCUCUAUCGAAGCAUGUACAGGUACUCUCAUGUUGCACUGAUUGAUUUAGAUGAAUUUAUCAUACCACACCACAACGAUACUUUGAUCGAUCUUAUAAAUUGGCUGUCGAAGCGGAUCAAUAGCAGAAAUACGGGAGCUUAUUCCUUCCAGAAUGCAUUUUUCUAUUUGCAAUUUGCGGACGAUGUUUCUAUGAUGGAUGAUGGAUCGCCCGAGGCAGAUCUUCGAGCAGCUCUUACGACGCAGAGGAAGACAAGACGGCGCUCGAAACUGCACCCACAAAAGCAACGCUCAAAGUACAUUUGUAAACCGGAAGCCGUCAUCGAAGCUGGCAAUCACUUUGUGUGGGAAUUUUGCCCCGGCCGGGGAUCGCUCAAUGUGCCAGCCGAUGCAGCUAUUCUGCAUCACUAUAGGGUAUGUGAGUUUGGUGGCGACGACUGCAUCAAGUCACCAUCAGUGGUGGACCGAACUGCUCAUCGGUACUCCAAACGGCUACUGGACAGGGUUGGCACAGUGUACAACUACCUUAAGGAUACAUGCAACCUUCCGGACAUUCCACAUGCCCCAACGAAGCCUCCACCGACGCGUAAGAAACAGCUCAAAAUCCGAAUCCCGGACCGACCAGCAUCGCUGGCAGCAUCCUCCAAAACUGGCAACACUGUAGAUAGUAUCAAAAUGGACGCUAGUGCUAACAAUAACAGCAGCAGGAGUACAUUCGCUAGCUCUUUAAUCAGAGUGAUUUCGAAUCAACAGGUGUAAUCUGUUCUUUUUUUCUGGGAAAGGGUAUUUUUAUAUUAAAGUAUAUUAUAUUAAUAGAAAGGAAAGUUUUAAGAAAGAAAAAAACUCGCAAAUUCGUAACUGCUUUCAAUGACACUUUAUGAUUGGGUUUACUUACUAUUCUUAUCAGUAGACUAUAGUUUAGGUAAAGCAGAACGAAUAUCAAAAAGCAAGUGACAGCACAAUCUUUUAUUUGUUACUACUAGCAGUUUAAUCGAAUAUCUACCAAACUAUUCCAAGCUUUUAGCCAAGCAGAAGUAAAAUGCAGUUCAAAUUUUUGCUUAAUGGAUAAAUACUGCGGCUAGGUACCAUGCUCUAAGCUCACUACAAGAACAUUUUUAGGAAGGCUUAUCGUCAAACAGCCUACAAAUAUCGCAAAUUAGUUCACUUGUUAUAUGUAACAACGCAAGCACACUUUCAAUUCUUUUUCAAAGUAACGGAAUGAGUGCGAUACAUUUGGAAGGGUACAAGCAAAUGCAUGCGAAUUGUCACAAGCUAAACCAGAUCAAAUAAUAAUCAAAACUUGCAUCUUAACACAAGUAAAGUCAUAGAAAACCGCAUAUCAAAGUAGGUACUUCAUUCCUAGCUCAGAGUUUUAGUUACUUGAUAUAUUGGAAUCCGUAGAAACUUACGUGGCAAACUGGAAAUGGAGGUGAAGUGGAAGAAGCAGGGAUCGUUACUUUAGCUCAAACAAAAUAUUCUAACAGUGAAGUGGACUAUCGAGAUAUGUAUUACGCAGAUAACGCAACACACCGAUAACUAAAUUUAUUAUAACAACCUACCCAAAACACUUAAGUAUAAAUUGAUGCAAUACGAACAUCAAACAUGGUUUGUGAGAAAGCGAGAAAAAAUAAGAUGAAAAGUUUCGAACAGCA